AUGGCUGACGACGAAGCUUGGACAAGCGGCGAAUCUGAGCCAGAGGAAAGAGACCCUGACGAUGAAGAAACAUAUGGAGCAGACACUGACUAUAGAAAGUUCGGAUUAGGUGUUACUGGAGAUAUUGUCGCCCACUUCUUAGAACCGUACCAUCGUCAGGGUCGCGUUGUGUAUGUUGACAAUUGGUACACAUCUCCUGCCUUGGCAGAAUUUUUGCAUGACCGAGAUACUGGUCUGUGUGGGACAGUAAAAGCAAAUAGAAAGGGAAUGCCGAAACUGGAAAAUAAGUUAUCACGAGGACAAAUACAAGUUGCUCACACUGACGUCUGGAUGGCAAUGAAAUGGGAGGACAAAAGAAGUGUGCGUAUGUUGUCAACUGUGCACGAGGUUGAUUUUUGUCCAACUGGCAAGAAACGUCGUAGCACAGAUGAGGAUAUCAUGAAACCAACGUGUAACUACAACUAUAACCAAAAUAUGGGAGGUGCAGACAAUGUAGACAGACAACUAUCCAUCACUGAAACUGUACAAAAAACAAUGAAAUGGUACCGCAAACUAUUUUUUCACCUAGUAGAUUUGUGCCUCUCAAACGCUCACGCCAUGUACAAAAUGAGAAAUGCAGGACCUGCUCCAUUUCCAGUGUUUUGA
Messenger RNA from Pseudomyrmex gracilis, 645 nucleotides. Its product is annotated as piggyBac transposable element-derived protein 4-like. The coding region runs from base 1 to 645 and encodes 214 amino acids. The transcript has 2 exons. Lineage: Eukaryota; Metazoa; Arthropoda; Insecta; Hymenoptera; Formicidae. The record is from RefSeq and is a predicted model, not a curated record.